Molecule: messenger RNA, 2268 nt
Organism: Carya illinoinensis
Lineage: Eukaryota; Viridiplantae; Streptophyta; Magnoliopsida; Fagales; Juglandaceae
Product: cationic amino acid transporter 1-like
Exons: 2
Coding region: 231-1946 (571 amino acids)
Biological process (GO): amino acid transport; transmembrane transport
Cellular component (GO): plasma membrane
Molecular function (GO): L-lysine transmembrane transporter activity; L-glutamate transmembrane transporter activity
Source: RefSeq, a predicted model, not a curated record
AAUGCGUGAGCUGAUCAAUCGCUUUCCCUGGUAAGAAUGCGUGAGCUGAUCAUAUUUUCAACUGGAUUAGAUCUACCACGAGUUUCCAAACUCUCUGGUCUUCGAGUAGCCUCUAACAAGAGUUGGAUUUGUGAGGCUUCAAAUCUCCGCUCUGCUUCACGAAAGCCUCAUUUCCGCUCUUUGUUUUCCUUCUGGAUCUCAAACUUUCUAUUUUUGGUGGUGAAGACAGAAUGGUCGACGAAGGGCUCAGGAAGAGGGGGUGUCCGUGCACAAAAGACGAUUUUCUCCACAAGAAAUCGUUUCAGAGCUGGGGAAACUAUGGGAGGGCGCUCAUGGAGACUCCGCUGCGGCUAAGGGACCGGGUCCUGGCCCGAUCCAUGGACCAGACAGAGCUUGUGGAGAUGAAGGCUCGGAGCCAGCAUGAGAUGAAGAAGACACUCACGUGGUGGGACCUCAUGUGGUUCGGCAUCGGUGGCAUCAUCGGCGCCGGUGUCUUCAUGCUUACGGGGUACGAGGCCAAGGAAGACACGGGCCCGGCAGUCGUCUUGUCGUUCGUCUUCUCCGGCGUCUCUGCUAUGCUGUCUGUUUUCUGCUAUACCGAGUUCGCAGUGGAGAUCCCCGUCGCUGGUGGAUCAUUUGCGUACUUAAGGGUAGAGCUCGGCGAUUUCAUGGCCUUCAUUGCCGCCGGAAACAUCUUACUUGAAUAUGUGGUCACCGGAGCGGUCGCUGCCCGCUUAUGGACAUCCUACUUCGCCACACUCUGCAACCAAGAGCCAAACGAUUUCCGCAUCGUAGCCCACGGUCUCGAUCCCGGCUUCAGAUAUCUCGACCCCAUAGCCGUCGUCGUCAUCGCUAUCGUCUGUUUCCUGGCAGUCCUCAGCACCAAGGGCUCCUCACGUUUCAAUUACAUCGCCUCCAUCAUUCAUAUUAUUUUCAUUGUCUUCAUCAUCGUUGCUGGCCUUACCAAAGCUGAUACCAAGAAUUACUCCAACUUUGCUCCAAAUGGCGCUCGUGGCAUCUUUAAGUCCUCAGCAGUGCUUUUCUUUGCUUAUGUUGGGUUUGAUGCAGUCUCGACCAUGGCCGAGGAAACAAAGGACCCUGGUCGGGACAUCCCUAUUGGGCUUGUUGGCUCAAUGGCCAUUACUACUUUGGCAUAUUGUUUGCUGGCCGUGACACUCUGCCUUAUGCAACCAUACAGACACAUCAAUGCAGUUGCUCCAUUUUCGGUACUCACCUUCGAAGCCGUCGGUUGGGGAUGGGCUGAGUACAUAGUGGCAGCCGGUGCGCUAAAGGGCAUGACGACGGUUCUGCUUAUUGCAGCAAUGGGUCAGGCUCGAUAUCUCACUCACAUUGCUCGUACCCACAUGAUUCCCCCAUGGCUCGCCCAUGUCAAUGAGAGGACUGGCACUCCCGUCAAUGCCACAGUCGUCAUGCUUGCAGCCACUGCAAUCAUCGCCUUCUUCACGAAGCUUAGUAUUCUCGCCGAUCUACUCUCUAUCUCCACGCUAUUCAUCUUCAUGCUCGUGGCUCUUGCCCUGAUCGUGCGCCGGUACUAUGCCAGUGGGGUGACAACGCCGGCGAAUCGUAACAAGCUCAUUGUGUUUCUGCUGCUUAUACUUGGGUCUUCGAUUGCCACCGCUACCUAUUGGGCUACAACAACUGAUGCUUGGAUCGGGUACGUAAUAACUGGCCCAAUUUGGCUCGUUGGAACCGUGGGACUUUGGCUUUUUGUUCCACAAGCAAGGGAACCAAAGAUUUGGGGGGUGCCGUUGGUUCCAUGGCUACCGUCGUUGUCCAUCGCCAUCAACAUUUUCUUUCUUGGGUCGGUUGAAAAAAAAUCGUUCGAGAGGUUCGGGAUAUGGACUCUGAUAAUCUUGGUUUACUAUUUCCUUUUUGGAUUGCAUGCAUCCUAUGACACAGCCAAGGAAGCUGGCAAUGAUAUUUAAGAGAUGAUCAAGAAUGUUGAAAAUGGCGCUGUGCCUUCGUGACCGUGGGUUCAGGGUUAAAGGCGUUAGCCAAUUCGUCUUGGGUAAGUUCUAUUAAAUGUGUAAUUGCUUGUGUGCAGUUGUAUAUGUUGAUAUGAUGGUGAUCUGGGGUGUUUCAUAUUUUCUUUUCUUAAAACAACUAUUAUGUUUUGUUCACGAGGGAAAUUCAAUUCUCUUCCCCAAAUUAGCUGACAUGAGUGGUCUCCCACUUCCCUCAGUUUGUAUUGUCCUUGCUGCCUCUUGCUCGCUCUUAAUACAACUAGUCCGUCCUAUUUGAGAGAGA